Tetrapisispora phaffii CBS 4417 is the source of this 396-nucleotide messenger RNA. RefSeq names its product Snm1p (gene SNM1). The transcript has a single exon. Gene Ontology annotation, biological process: RNA processing. Bases 1 to 396 code for a protein of 131 amino acids. The record is from RefSeq and is a predicted model, not a curated record. Lineage: Eukaryota; Fungi; Ascomycota; Saccharomycetes; Saccharomycetales; Saccharomycetaceae.
AUGAAUAGAGAAGCUAAAGAAAACUAUAGGGAUAUUCAACUACGAAAAAAGUAUAAUUCAAUACACAAGUUGGCUGAAUUAGGUUUAAGCGAACUAUCAGGGUUAUAUUUGACGUCUUUCUAUAACUCAAGUAAAAGAUACAAUGUUAUACUUCCUCAGCAAAUAGUUAGCGAUGGUUCUAAAUUUUGCGGGAAAUGUGGUUGUUUGAGAGUUCCAAACCACAACGUUUUAAUUAGUAGCGAAGAACUCAAUAUUCGAUUUACAUGUUUGAAAUGUGGAGAUAUCAAAUUAUUUGAAAGAAGAAGUAAUCGACCAGUGACCAAAGAAGAGAUUGAACAUGAUUUUGUUGCAACAUGGCCAAGUGAUAAAAAAAAUAGAUAUAAGUUUGAAUGCUAA